Molecule: messenger RNA, 1678 nt
Organism: Abrus precatorius (Indian licorice)
Lineage: Eukaryota; Viridiplantae; Streptophyta; Magnoliopsida; Fabales; Fabaceae
Product: fructose-bisphosphate aldolase, cytoplasmic isozyme 2
Exons: 3
Coding region: 252-1316 (354 amino acids)
Biological process (GO): fructose 1,6-bisphosphate metabolic process; glycolytic process
Cellular component (GO): cytosol
Molecular function (GO): fructose-bisphosphate aldolase activity
Source: RefSeq, a predicted model, not a curated record
GGGUUUGGAAAACCAAAACCGCCUUUCCAACGGCAGUCCACAGAGACAAAUAACCGAGGUCGAUGCUUCGCGAGUUUGUUUCCUAUGACUCUUAGUACUACUCAUUUCCACUGUCUUCUUUUUUCAUCAUUUUCGCUAUAAAACCCAAAACCCCACUAUUUUCUCCCUCGUUCUUUCUCACUCCUCAACCUAACCUUAUUCGGCACCCCUCUCUCUCCAUUUCAAACCCACUUCUUUCUUCCUAUCCGAUCAUGUCUCACUUCAAGAGCAAGUACCAUGAUGAGCUCAUUGCCAAUGCUGCAUACAUUGGCACCCCUGGAAAGGGUAUUCUUGCUGCUGAUGAGUCAACGGGAACAAUUGGCAAGCGUUUGGCCAGCAUCAACGUAGAGAAUGUUGAAUCCAAUAGGCGUGCUCUUAGGGAACUCCUUUUCACUACCCCUGGUGCUCUUAAAUAUCUCAGUGGUGUCAUCCUCUUUGAGGAAACCCUCUACCAGAGCACAGCUGCAGGCAAGCCCUUUGUGGAGUUGUUGAAGGAAGGUGGUGUGCUUCCUGGUAUCAAGGUUGACAAGGGUACAGUUGAACUUGCUGGAACUAAUGGAGAAACCACCACUCAAGGUCUAGAUGGUCUUGGUCAGCGUUGCAAGAAGUACUAUGAAGCCGGUGCCCGCUUUGCAAAAUGGCGCGCUGUGCUUAAAAUCGGCCCAAAUGAACCAUCUCAGCUAGCUAUCAACGAGAAUGCAUAUGGCUUGGCAAGAUAUGCUGCCAUAUGCCAGGAGAAUGGGCUGGUUCCUAUUGUUGAGCCUGAAAUCCUUGUUGAUGGACCUCAUGACAUUCUCAAGUGUGCCGAGGUGACAGAACGUGUCCUUGCAGCAUGCUACAAGGCUUUGAAUGAUCACCAUGUCUUGCUUGAGGGUACUCUAUUGAAGCCAAACAUGGUGACCCCUGGAUCUGAUGGUCCAAAGGUGGCACCUGAGGUUGUUGGUGAGCACACUGUUAGAGCACUGCAGAGAACAGUGCCUGCUGCAGUUCCCGCCGUGGUUUUCUUGUCUGGGGGGCAGAGUGAGCUAGAGGCAUCAGUCAACCUCAAUGCCAUAAACCAGGUCAAGGGGAAGAAGCCAUGGUCUCUUUCUUUCUCUUUUGGAAGGGCACUGCAACAAAGCACUCUUAAGGCUUGGGCUGGAAAGGAGGAAAAUGUGAAGGCAGCUCAAGAUGCCUUCUUGACAAGAGCCAAGGCUAAUUCAGAGGCCACUUUGGGAACUUAUAAGGGUGGCGAUGGUUCCUCCGAGAGCAACUAUGUUAAAGACUACAAGUACUGAUCAAAGUUACUAGUGGAUAGUCAUUGGUAUUAAAAACUAUCAAGGGUACAACUGAAUAAGUCUAUUGUGUUUUAGAGGGUUAAGUCGGCUGAAUUUCUUGUUAAUGAGAUUGGGGUUUGACUCGACACACAAUAAUCGCUUGAAUUUUGUUUUGUUUUUUUGUUUUCCUAGUGUUAGGUUCAAGUGUAUUGGUCAAACCCGUGAAAAAGUGUGGGAUGUAGCUUUGUUUUCUUAAAAGACACUGCUGAGUGAGGCUUUGUGUUUAUUUCGCAAUUAUCUUCCUUCGUUUUCAUAUUUUUAUAUCUGCUAUGGAUGAUUUCUCUUAGUUACUUAUUAUAAUGUGUGAUAAAUCAAUGGCGUUC